CUGGAGUAGCCAGCGGCGGCUGCAGCUGCAGGUGGGGCGGGGGCCGCGCGAGCCCAGAGAUCCCAGCACACGCGGCCAGACGGCGGGACUGCAGCCCGGGGCAGCCAGGACGCGCCUCUCCAUCCUGAAGCUUCUGGAAUAUCAAGGCCUGGUGACCCCAAGAAGCAAUUUCUGGUAGAAAUCUGAAGAUUCUCUUUUCGGGGGGGAAAAAAGUCAAUGAAUUAAGGACAAGAAGGUUUCCAAUCAGUCCCUGCUAUGUGGAUAUUUGUUAGCAAUGACUGAUGUGGAAACUACAUAUGCAGAUUUUAUUGCUUCAGGAAGAACAGGUAGAAGAAAUGCAAUACAUGAUAUCCUGGUUUCCUCUGCAAGUGGCAACAGCAAUGAAUUAGCCUUGAAAUUAGCAGGUCUUGAUAUCAACAAGACAGAAGGUGAAGAUGAUGGACAGAGAAGCUCCACAGAACAAAGUGGGGAAGCCCAAGGAGAAGCCGCCAAAUCUGAAAGCUAACACUCCAUUCUGACCUUCACCAACACCUGACAAUGUGGCGAAUCUCCUGGCGUUGCUCGGAUGUAUUUGCUGCCAUGGGUGAAAAGGAGGGGAAGAAAAUGGCUGCGCUGCAUGGCAAGAAGCUGUUCGUUGCCAUGUUAAAAGGGGGGCCCAGCCUGUGUCUGCAGACAGCCUUUUCCCUACCUCUGUCAUUAGCAAUGGUUGAAAUCACCUGGCCUGUGCUUGGAUAUCGUUUUCCGUAUGGGUCCUUUCACUUGACCGUAUAAUGAAAUGCUUGUAGAGAGUAGCACCGACCUCGCUGAUGAUUCCUGUAGCAUCUGGCCCCUCAUGAUGUCAGAGGAUUUAAUUGUGUCUAAUUGAAAAGGGUUGGUUGAACCCCAGAGUUUAACUAUCUCUGGCUGGAGUAGUCACCCAGUAAAAGAACCAUCCAGAGAGCACUGUUAGCAUUCUGUCCCUGUGUGUUAGUGCUGUGUUAUUUACACUGUUUCGUAUCGUACAGUAGACCUGCUCAGCACUGCCCUUUGAUUGCUUGUGUAAAACAAAGUGAUAUACAUUACUGUGAAUUUUUAUACCACUCAUUUUUUAAAGGGCUGCCUUUUUAAUUUUCCAUAGUGUUGUGGCGUGCACAGGGAAGAACAUACUUUUGUAAAACACUACUUUCCUCUUGAUAACUGUGCUGACAAUGAAGUCCACCAGAGUCCCCGAGAGCCCUUUGCUUUAUUACACAGGCAUUUGGAGAUAUCCAUUAAUGUGAAUAUUGCCUGAGUUCAGUCUUCUCAGUACCUGCACAGCCAAGAAUUCUGUCUAUCAAUAUUGAUUUUAUUUCUAAACGAGAAGGUAUUUCAAUGAAUUUUAAUUUUUCAUACUAAGAAUUUUUAAAAAUUGAGAAAGUGGAAAAAAGAAAGCCAGAUAAUUCUAAUAACUGGAAAUACUGUGCUCUGUGGAUCAGUUUUGUCACACUGAUGUGUGCCAUUGUUUAAAUCUGGAGGAUGGUUCAUGAAGAAAGUACUCUCCUCCCCACCCUGUGGGGGACAGUCCAAAACAUGAAGCCCUGUCUUGUGUUCUACCAUGUCCUUUUUCAGCCCUUUAAUAUCCAGAUGUUAUUAUGCACUUUUUAAUGUUUGUAAACUUUUACUAAUAAUUAGUGUGACUUGCAUUCUGAUACAAUAAUUAUCACCUAACCACACUUUUACUGAUGCUGUUGAUGGCCUAUGGUGUGUUUUUGACAUCGUGAUUCUUGUAUGGAAAAUUGUUGUGGCCUGUGUAAUCCUUCUGGUCAGUAUUAUGAAACCAACUGUCUGUGGUAAUAAAUAAGGAUUCAGUAAGAUGCCCAAGGUUCAUGAACUGUGGGACAAAUAACAGAUGACAACAAAAGAUCCCCUAAGUGUCCUGGAGGACACAGCUACAGUUCCAGGGUAAGUAGAGAGCAGUGUUUCAACAUGCUGUCUGUGAGGCUGACAGGAACUCGCCCUGUCUCUGUAGAUGUUCACAAGGUGGAAGGUAUGUCCGAUCAUAUCUUCCUUUACAGUGCAUUUUUUACUGACUGAGAGGACAUGAGUCUAAUUUAGUCCCCAAAUGGAUGUUUUCCAGAAAAACAAGGAAUGUUAAGUAUGACUUUCUGGAUAUAGAACAACAAACAGAUUAAGUAUGGAGGCCUUGCUUUGAUCUAACUCAUUGGAGGCUAGUUAGGAGUGAAACAAAGCUAUCUAUUGAUAGACUCAAACAUGUGAGCAGAAUCUUCUGGGCCACGUUAGACAAUCUUUGAUAAUCUGUUUAAAACAUUCAACAGUUUUCAAUGUCCUUGUUUAAUUAUCCUUAUAGCCUCCUUGUGAAUAUGAAGUUCAUUCUUAAAGUUGUGGAAUUCCAAACUGAUUUCACAUGUGCUUUGUAAAAUUUAAAACCAGUGCUGAGUCUAUGUGGAAGGUUUAUAUCCCUGUGUGAUAUACUAUUACUAAUGCAUGUGGUGCCAUGCUUGUCUUCAAAUAUAUAAGUAGUGCUAAAUGGAGAAGUCAUAUGGAGCUUUUGAUUUUGUUUGGCCUCUUACUCUUUGUGUACUGUAUUCAAACCCAGUGGUAUUCUCAAGCUGGAAAGGAAAAAAAAAAAUCAACAUUCUCAAUCUCCCACAUUGUAUCAAUUUUGUUUGGCAAAAGUGCAUAGAAUCUCCUAAUUUUCAUUUAAUAUCUGUUAUUUGCAAGUAAAUAAUAAUGCAUAGGGAAUGAAUCUGUAACGACAGACAGAAGAGUAGGCAGCCCAAACAAGUGCUUGUUAACCACUCCAACUGAGUCACGUCGGAACCCUUUCUUCCAGCUCUUCAAAUGCACCAUUUAGAGUUCAGCCUUUCUCCCCUUCCACACAUUGGGAAGUGAACAUGAAUAAGGACUGAUUUUUGCAAGAUUAGAAAGCUAAUUUGAGCCCAUGUUUCUCUAUCAACAGAAUUUAUUCCACAUGUCAUAAAAUUAAAGCUAAUUACACAGCGUGUUUCUCUGUAUAGAAAAUGUUAGUGAUGCAUUCGCUCAGCUUGUGUUUUACAAAGAAGAACCGUGAGUUUCAAAAGGGACUUGCCUUUCUUGUGAUUUGCAAAUGAAUCAAUAACACAUGUGGCUAAGCCCACUUUUAUUUUUGUUUUAUGUUUUUCUUUUUAAAAUAUUCAAUUAUAGCUUAUUUUGAGAGUUUACUUCUGGCAUGUAAACUGAAAAUUUACAUAGGUUUAUGUUAUAAAUGUGUAUCAAUAUUCUAUGCUUUUUUAUUUAAUUACCGAGAAACGCAAAGAUUUCGGUUUUUGAUACAUUAAUGAUGAGUGAGAAGUUGUUGAAUUUACCUUUUUUCAACCGAGAGCAUUUUUAUGUCAAUGCAUGUUCAUCUCGAGUUCACAGAAAUGCUCUCGACUCUGUACAAGAAAUCACAAAAUUCAUUUUUCAGGGAAUCCUAACACAGCAGCCCACUGUUGAUGUCCUACCACUGAAUCUUCCUCAGACAUGGCAUCAAGGUACCAUUUUAGAAAAUGAAUGGCAUUUCUAUUUCUUCUCAGAGAAAUAAUAAAAGAAAAAAGAUGUAACUGUUGGGCAGCAAGCUUCUGAGUUAAUCCUGCAGUAGUAAGAAGAAAAUGUGUAGUCAUUAAAUGAAAAGAAGAAAGGAUCCAUAACUGAUGAUGUCUUAGAAGCCCUGCAUUGUUCUUUGACUGAAGAAUGGCAGCCUUGGAAGUCAUUUGUGAGCUUCUAUGACUUUUGUAUUUAGCAAUGUUGCAUGCUCACACAAUUGAUAUUAAAAGCAGCACUUGUUUUCUGAAA
This is a messenger RNA of Peromyscus eremicus (cactus mouse), 3792 nucleotides long. RefSeq names its product cAMP-dependent protein kinase inhibitor alpha (gene Pkia). Gene Ontology annotation, biological process: negative regulation of cAMP-dependent protein kinase activity. NCBI's taxonomy places the organism in Eukaryota, Metazoa, Chordata, Mammalia, Rodentia, Cricetidae. Gene Ontology annotation, molecular function: cAMP-dependent protein kinase inhibitor activity. The record is from RefSeq and is a predicted model, not a curated record. Bases 275 to 505 code for a protein of 76 amino acids. Gene Ontology annotation, cellular component: cytoplasm; nucleus. The transcript is spliced from 4 exons.